Gilbertella persicaria is the source of this 612-nucleotide messenger RNA. RefSeq lists its product as uncharacterized. The annotation marks the transcript as partial. Gene Ontology annotation, molecular function: zinc ion binding; nucleic acid binding. The record is from RefSeq and is a predicted model, not a curated record. NCBI's taxonomy places the organism in Eukaryota, Fungi, Mucoromycota, Mucoromycetes, Mucorales, Choanephoraceae. The transcript has a single exon.
UUUGGAAAGAUCCUGGAUGUGGAUAUAACAACUGAACCUAAAUUAGGUAUUUUUAUGGGAUCUGGUUAUGCAUUAAUUGGUAAAGACAAGAACGACACACAAUAUCAAGAUUUGGAUCACACUAUUAGCUGGUGCGAAUCUUCAGACCGAAUUUUUCAUUGUACAUGGAAUAAUACACCUACCUGGUGUGGAUAUUGCCACCAAACGGGUCAUAAUAAGUUUGAGUGUGAAAAAUCUAGAGCACGAAUCAUUUGCUACAACUGUCAACACCUUGGACACCAAUCAUUUGAAUGUCCUCGCAAAACACCUCUGAAUCCAUCGAAGAAGCGCAGAACACUAGCAUCUAAGAAGCAGAAUGUUGAGGACGUCUUACCUCAUGCCACUAAGGAGGAUCAGCCGGCCCAUUCUACUGAAGCCUUAAAAUCGCAACAUGCAUCAAAGGACCAACGUGUCGUCCUUCCUCGAACAAAGAAGAGUUUGAAAUUGAUAAUCGUGGAAGAUUACAUCAGCGCUUUUGAUAUUUCGGAAACUGACGGAAGUGAUGGUGAAGGCUCCGAUUAUAUGCCAAGUGAAUUCUAUGAUAGUGAUAGUGAGUGCCAGAGAGGAAUUUGA